Molecule: messenger RNA, 1109 nt
Organism: Paramisgurnus dabryanus
Lineage: Eukaryota; Metazoa; Chordata; Actinopteri; Cypriniformes; Cobitidae
Molecular function (GO): nucleic acid binding
Source: RefSeq, a predicted model, not a curated record
UGCUUGCACAAACAAUGUUAGAGAGGCUCCAAACACGCCUCCAGCAUAUUGUCAGUCAGCAACCACUUGACCUGGAUUACCUUGAAUUUGUGUGUUCUCAGGAGGCUGUUCUUUUUAGUGCUGCCUCUAACCAGGUUCUCAUCCCAAAAGCCAUUGUAGAUGCACUCACAGAGCUGCACAAGUUGGUUGUUGAAGAAAGAGAAAAUCAGGUCCCCAUAGUAUCUGUGCAGGUUUGUCAUGGAGCAACUGGGCGUCCAAGAUUUAACAUUUCUCCGGAUUCUCUGUUACAUCUCAUCAACCAAGGUCUUCCUGUGCCGUGUAUUGCUAACUUGAUGGGAGUGUCCACUCGCUCUCUCUUCAGAAGAAUGAGAGAGUUUGGCUUUUCUGUCAGAGCAAGCUAUAGCACCUGUACAAACGCAGAGUUGGACCAUUUGGUAACUGAAAUAAAAAAAGACAUGCCUCAUGCUGGCUACCGCUUGGUUAAGGGAAGCUUGCAGGCCAGAGGAUUCAGAGUGCAGUGGGAGAGGGUGCGGGCCUCCAUGCACCGUGUGGACACUGUUGGCAUCCUUUGUCGCAUGAACCAGCUAGGGUGUGUUGUGCGUCGUACCUACUCAGUUCCUGGUCCCAAAGCCCUGGUCCACGUAGACACCAAUCACAAGCUAAUACGGUACAACAUUGUCAUUUUUGGUGCUGUGGAUGGCUUUUCUCGAAAGAUCAUGUACCUGGGUGCAGCAAACAAUAAUCGGUCCUCAACAGCACUGGCUUUCUUCCAGCAAUCAGUGGAGAGAUUUGGAUUUCCAUCAAGGGUAAGAGCGGAUCAUGGAGUCGAGAACGUUGACAUUGCACGGCUGAUGUUCUCUGUCAGGGGAACAGGAAGGUCCAGUUUCAUUGCUGGGAAGAGCGUGCACAAUCAAAGGCAAGUUUUUUUCUUCCAAAGCCUCUACAGCACUCGUUAUUCCUCCAAUACUUCCCAAUUCCGACGUGUCUUUCCAACACCUGCAUCCAACUCCUCACCAGCCACUUUCGUCUUCCUCUCCGUAACACCGGAACAAAGUACCACACCUCCAUAUCCUCAUCGGCCCCUUUUUAAAGGCCCUCUUCCUCCUUAG